AUGGUUCUUUCCUUCAAUUCUGAUGUUCAAGCACAAUACAAUGAGACAGAUACCACUCCAGAUUUCCCUCAACCUGUUCAUGCAAGCAAGCUGGUUGUAAUAGUGACCCUCUCAAUAUUGUUCACUGCAUCAUUUCUCUUACUUGUCUAUAUAAGGUUCCGGAGAACCAUCCCUCUUGAGCUCACCCACAGAAGUAGCCACCAUUCACCCAAUUUUCAAGCACUAACUCGGUCAAGAUCAAGGCAUUUAGGAAUAGACAGACAAGUGAUUGAAGCACUCCCAUUUUUCAGAUUCUCUUUCCUUAAGGGGUCCAAACAAGGCCUAGAGUGCACGGUUUGUUUGUCACAGUUUGAGGACGCCGAGAUUCUUAGACUCUUGCCAAAGUGCAAACAUGCUUUCCACUUGAAUUGCAUUGACAAGUGGUUUGAAAGUCACUCUACUUGCCCUCUUUGCAGGAAUAAUAUUGACCCUUUAGACAUCAAGAACUUCACCAACUCAAUCAGUUCAAGGUCCAUAAGAGUUCCUUCAAAUUUAACCCAGGACAAUAACCUUGAAAUCUUCGUUCACAGGGAAACUUCCCAUCAAGGGUCGUCGUCGUCGUCAUCAUCAUCAUCAUCAUCAAGGUUUAACCUCGGAAGCAGGUUUUGGAAUUUGGGCAGGAGCAACAAAAAAGAACUUCUCGUUGACCAAGAGGUUCAUGGAGCAAAUGGGACUCACGUGCACAAGUUCAAUCACAAAAUUGUUGUCUCCGAAGUUGUCAGAAGGAGCAGGUGGAAUUAUCUUAACUCUUCGGACAUGUUAUCAUUGAACGGUGAGAUGAUUCAUCACAUUUCAAGCAGAAGAUUCUCUCCAUCUGAUGAAAUGUUUCGUGCAAAUUCAAGCAUUUCCUCUAUUUUCAACGAGGAUGAGAGUGCAUUUACGUUAUUGAAUACUGCUGAGAAGAGAUCUCUGUCUGAUAUUGCUCAUGUUCCAAGGUUCAUAGAAACAUGCAAGCAGAAUAGAAUUGAACCGGGUGUGGCAUCAAGUGGGAAUAACGACAGGGAAGGGAGCCUGAGAAGGAUAUGGUUGGCAAUUGCUCAACGAACAGUACAAUGGUUUGCAGGACAAGAAAGAAACUCAACAGAGUUAGAGCCACAACAUUUAGCUUCGAAUGUUGGGACAACUUCGUAA
Sphenostylis stenocarpa is the source of this 1170-nucleotide messenger RNA. NCBI's taxonomy places the organism in Eukaryota, Viridiplantae, Streptophyta, Magnoliopsida, Fabales, Fabaceae. The record is from the annotation of a GenBank genome assembly.